Molecule: messenger RNA, 590 nt
Organism: Eutrema salsugineum
Lineage: Eukaryota; Viridiplantae; Streptophyta; Magnoliopsida; Brassicales; Brassicaceae
Exons: 3
Coding region: 151-474 (107 amino acids)
Biological process (GO): cell population proliferation
Cellular component (GO): extracellular region
Molecular function (GO): growth factor activity
Source: RefSeq, a predicted model, not a curated record
AAAUACGUUCUUACCUAAAUUUUGCAUUAUAAAGUUGACUCGUAUCCAUUCCUGCAUCACUCAAUAUAUAACACAAAGACACAAAGACACAAACCAAAUAAACCAUACAAGAGAGAGAGAGAGAGAAAAGAUUAAGAAGAAGAAGAAACUAUGUCAAAGACAAACAUUCUAAUCGUCGCAGCACUUUUACUUAGCUUCAUGGUUAUUACUUCGCUGGCUCGUCCAGACUCAACUCUCCAGAGCAAAUCUACGAAGUGUGAAACGCAAGAGUGUUUGAUGAAAUCGACGUCGGAUGCUCACUUGGAUUACAUCUACACUCAACAGUCUCCCCCAAAACCGCAUGCACUUAAAGAGAUGGAGAAGAAGUGUGAAACAGAGGAAUGUUUGAUGAAAACGACGUCGGAUGCCCACCUUGAUUACAUAUACACUCAGCCGUCUCCUGCAAAACCGCAUGCACUUAAAGCCAAUCCUUAAUCAUAAGUAUUCAACUUGUUUAUCAAUAUUCCAAAUAGUGUGUUGUUGAAUUGGUAAUCGACAAUUUAAAGAAAGCUUCAAAUGUAAAAGCUAAACUAUCAAGACGUUUGCCUUAA